This is a messenger RNA of Rotaria sp. Silwood1, 771 nucleotides long. Lineage: Eukaryota; Metazoa; Rotifera; Eurotatoria; Philodinida; Philodinidae. The record is from the annotation of a GenBank genome assembly.
AUGUUUGAAGAGAAUGCCGAACAUUUGCCUACAUCAUACGGUCUGAUCGUUUUGAACUACUCAAAGCCAAGCAUUGACAAAUGGUUAACAGAGUCAGUUUGGUCUAGAGCAAAGAUUCGUGCUUGUGCUGAUGGUGGAAGCAAUGAAUUACGACAGUUCACUCUUGAGAAAACAGAACAACGUCUUGGUCGUUUUACGCCCGAUUUUAUUAGUGGUGAUUUCGAUUCAAUCAAGCCUGAAACACAACAAUUGUAUGAAGAGGAAUUCAAGGUACCUCUUAUUGAAACUAAAGAUCAAGAUGCAACUGAUUUCACAAAAUGCCUAGAAGAAUUGUUGAAGAGAAUGGAUGGUGAAUCUCUUAAAGAAAUCUAUGUUUUCUGCACAUUUGCUGGCCGCUUCGAUCAAGCAAUGAGCAUUAUUCAUACUCUUUAUCUUUAUCCAAAGCUAAAUAUAUUUCUCAUAUCCGAUCAAGAUGUUACAUUUCUACUUAAGCCUGGUCUUAAUCGCGUUCAUCAAAUACGAUCACCUCUUUGUGGUACAUAUUGCAGUUUGAUUCCAUUUGCCGGUGCUCUAAAAGUAAUAACAAACGGCCUACAAUGGAAUCUUAAUGAAAAGAUGGAGCUCAAUUAUUCUAAGUUGAUCAGUACCUCAAAUGCUUAUAGUGAACCAAAGAGUGACUUUGUCACUAUCAAUACUCCUGAACCGCUUGUCUGGUCAAUGACAUUUGCUGAAACAGUUCAAAAUGAGCAAAAGAGCAGUUUAGCUCAAUAA